UUUUACUCUUACCUUUCAAACCACAGUCCAUCAUCGUCGAUCUCUGCAGCGGAAGAGAGUAGAGAGCGAGCAUGGAGCACACAGUUUGGGGCCACUUGCCUCUGCUGGUGAAUUCCAACUCCAAAGAAUCGGUGGAGUACAUCCUUCAGGCCCUUUGGAGAACUCGCAAGACCGGCCUCGACGCCACUGACCGCCAUUUUAUUUCGGAAAUGCUUCAGCUCCCGAACCACUCCGACCUCGACCCUCUUUUGGUAUGUUUACGCAUGUUGAUGCGGAAGUGUGUUUAUGAAAAUAUCAGUAAGGAUGAAAUUCAAAAGCUGUUCCCUGAUGAGGUCCUGCCUGAAUUACAAAGAUUAUUGACACUUUUGCUGCAAAAGUUUCAAAGGGAAUGGCGGGAAGAUGUACUCAACGAUCAGGUUAUUAUGCCCCGUUUAAAGGCAAUGACGUGGAAUAUGGCCAAUCAGGAGACAGAAAUGUUAGACCCUGUGGCCGUUAUUAAUUUGAAGCUUCAAAAUGAUGCACAAUCUCAUUCAGGAGAAUUGGAAGUGAAGUUCCAAUUGGAUAAAGAUACACUUGAAACGAUGUUGAAGUCCAUGUACUCUAUAAGAGACCAAUUGUCUGAUGUCGGUGAGACAUCAAAUGGACAUUUACCUGAGGAGACAAAUACGGUGUAGUUUGCCAAUAUAUCUCAACAGGACAGGUACUUCUUGCCUUGUUUCCUGUUUCAGAUCUUUUAGAUUUCAUUCGGGAUAUCGUUUUCUGAAAUAAACUUGGCUUGAUUAAUGUAAGGAAACUUUUCUUUUUGUUUAUCUGAUUGCUAGUGGAUAUCCACACACAAAAAGAAUGUUUCUUUCCUGAGGAUUCUGUCCGAGGAUCUCUUCCCGUGUUUGAUAUACUUGGGUCCCUAGUCAUCAUAAAAGUUGCACAGGUCCAUAGACAUACUCACCUAUCUACCCUUCCCCUGUCUAUUGCUAAACUUGAGGUUGUUCACAUUAUGCUUCCUGUUCAGAAAUUUCUGGGGUUAUUCUCUAAAUUGUGGAUCUUGAUCACCCAAACCCCAGCAUUUUCAAACCAGCCUUGCCUGUUGAGCGUGGUUUAGACCACUUGCGGACCUCAAUACAAUCAUUUUUUCACCUGUGCAUUCUUAUGUGAUAUUUUUAGAUACCCAACAUAUUUGUGGACUGUCCUUUAGGUGCCCAUCCCUAGGAAGAUAUCUUACAUCUUUAAGGUUAAACCUUUGUCCAUGGUACAUGGACUGCUAGAAUUUUCCCUUACCAGAAGCCAAGCUUCUUCAACGGGCAUUUUAAAUUGAGUGGUUUAUCAAGAUCCAUGCAUGAGGAUGCACCCUAGGGUCUGUCAAACAAUGCGUUUGCUCAAAGAUUAUGGGCCAUAUGUCUUCACCACCAUGAUCCAUACCUUAAUAAAAUAUUUCUUGAUAGCCCUCAUAGCAAAAAAACAAAAAUUAUUCAUAUCUAGCUAAAACACUUGGGAUAUAAGCCUUUGUUAACUCAAGUGGUUUUACUAAAAGGCACUACAGGAUCUCAACAAAUGACCUUACUUCUUUUCCUGUUUUGGUGAGUAUCGUCCUCUAUAGUCUCUACCUAAUAUGCUGCAGACAUUUUUGUUCAAUUCUAGGCAAAAUACAAUGAACUAAUUCAAGUUCUUCUGAUGUUUAAUCCCACUCAAAAUUGCCAUUUUCUCUCAGCUUUGUAUUCAUCUUCCUCUGAAAAUUAUCUGUUUUAACCAAAAGUGUUUUUACUUUUUAGUUAGUGUCUGAACAUGACUGCUUUUUAUUUCACAAACAAAUGGGUAUCCCUUCCAACUACUUGUGUAGACAUGGGUCAUUCAUUACAAUGGGUAUCUAGUCCUAUAGGUGUUCUUUGCGGUUAUUUCAUAAUUACUCUUUCUUGGCAUCAUUCUAGCCUUGACAUCCACCUCAGGCAUCUCCGAGUGAGGAAACGCCUAUACGACAACCAACUCUCAAAAAGAAAACUCUAUGCAUUCAUUCAAAAAAACCAGCCCCCACAACCCACUCCCCAGAAAAAGUGAUGAUUAACUCAAUAGGAAAUAGAAAGUUUUCAGACUCUGCCUAGGCAUGCAAAUCUUUAUUAAUAAUGGUAACUUGUGACCCGGAUUUCCCAGUUUCAUCAUUGAAUCUCCAAUCCUUGUUCUUGCAGACUGCAGCUUUACCUUUGGGACCUAAGUAAUGUUGGGUUUUGUACAUUGUUUAACACUCGUAUUGCAAAAUUCUUGAAAUGCAGAUUGAGUGAGUGGGCAGAACCGCCUCAGUUGGGUUUCUCAACAAACCGUCCCUGCUUCAAAACCCGCCUGUAACCAACAGUGUUUCUCAGUGUGGACAAUGAAUGAGGGUUGAAAUGCAACAAGAAUCAGACACAGUGAAGAUUUUCCUUGUGAAAACCACAGUUUCAAACUUUGUUUCUAGUCUCUAUGUGAUUUACAUUUUCUCAGUUUAUACAUAUUUUAGCGGUGGUCAUCAAUCGCUAUUUUCAA
This is a messenger RNA of Vitis vinifera (wine grape), 2511 nucleotides long. RefSeq lists its product as uncharacterized. The transcript has 5 exons. The record is from RefSeq and is a predicted model, not a curated record. Lineage: Eukaryota; Viridiplantae; Streptophyta; Magnoliopsida; Vitales; Vitaceae. Bases 72 to 674 code for a protein of 200 amino acids.